CGCCCCCCCAACAGCUUCAUUCUAUAUAGAAAGGAAAAAUCGCAGGAGUACCGAAACUGUACUGCUGCAAAACUUUCACGAAUAUUGGGUGCACGAUGGAAAAAAGAGAAGCCGGAAAUAAAGGCGCACUUCGCUCAGCGAGCCAAAGAUGAAGAAGAAAAACAUGCCAUAGAACACCCAGACUACAAGUUCCAACCAGCCAAG
This is a messenger RNA of Lobosporangium transversale, 204 nucleotides long. RefSeq names its product high mobility group box domain-containing protein. Gene Ontology annotation, cellular component: nucleus. Gene Ontology annotation, biological process: regulation of transcription by RNA polymerase II. The annotation marks the transcript as partial. The transcript has a single exon. The record is from RefSeq and is a predicted model, not a curated record. Lineage: Eukaryota; Fungi; Mortierellomycota; Mortierellomycetes; Mortierellales; Mortierellaceae. Gene Ontology annotation, molecular function: RNA polymerase II cis-regulatory region sequence-specific DNA binding; DNA-binding transcription factor activity, RNA polymerase II-specific.